Messenger RNA from Malania oleifera, 2043 nucleotides. Its product is annotated as fumarate hydratase 1, mitochondrial. The transcript is spliced from 18 exons. Gene Ontology annotation, biological process: malate metabolic process; tricarboxylic acid cycle; fumarate metabolic process. Gene Ontology annotation, cellular component: tricarboxylic acid cycle heteromeric enzyme complex; mitochondrion. Gene Ontology annotation, molecular function: fumarate hydratase activity. Bases 255 to 1742 code for a protein of 495 amino acids. Lineage: Eukaryota; Viridiplantae; Streptophyta; Magnoliopsida; Santalales; Ximeniaceae. The record is from RefSeq and is a predicted model, not a curated record.
AAACCCGAAGCCCGAGAGACCAUUCAGGAGAAUGGCGGCGUCACGUGCCAUGGGCUGCCUCUGUUCCCCCAAUAUUUUUGUUUUUGCUUUGACACUUCGCCCUAACAUCGUCCUUUUCUUUUCCCUCUGUCAUGCACACAGCCUCCGAGCUAGCCUGCUGCAUCACCUACGCAUUCUUCUUCGAUCACACUUCAACCUCAGCUCCACAGAUCAUUGCAUCUCAAAAUUUGCCCUAGGAGUAGGUAGAACGGGAAAUGGCGAUAUAUCUUGCAUCUCGUCGCCUAUCGGGUGGAUCGACGACCUCACCGCUGCUUGGGGCGUUGCGUUUUACAUAUUUGAGAUGCUACUCGACGUCCUUCAGAGAGGAAAGGGAUACAUUUGGACCAAUUCGUGUCCCCUCUGACAAGUUAUGGGGGGCUCAAACUCAAAGAUCAUUACAGAAUUUUGAUAUUGGUGGUGAGCGUGAAAGAAUGCCUGAACCAAUCAUUCGUGCCUUUGGCAUCCUUAAAAAGUGUGCUGCCAAGGUGAACAUGGAGUAUGGCCUUGAUCCAUCAAUUGGAAAAGCAAUAAUGCAAGCUGCCCAAGAAGUGGCAGAGGGAAAACUAAAUGAUCAUUUUCCUCUUGUCAUAUGGCAGACUGGCAGUGGAACUCAAAGUAACAUGAAUGCCAAUGAGGUCAUUGCAAAUAGAGCGGCUGAGAUUCUUGGUCAUAAGCGUGGUGAGAAGUUUGUGCAUCCAAAUGACCAUGUGAACAGAUCACAAUCUUCUAAUGACACUUUCCCAACUGUAAUGCACAUUGCUGCUGCAAUGGAAAUAAACUCAAGAUUAAUACCAAACUUGAAGCAUUUACAAACUAUGCUUAAUACAAAGUCCCUUGAAUUUAAAGAUAUUGUUAAAAUUGGGCGUACCCACACUCAAGAUGCAACACCUUUGACUCUUGGGCAAGAGUUCAGUGGCUAUUCUACACAAGUGAAAUAUGGUAUUGACCGAGUUAUGUGCUCUCUGCCUCAUAUGUAUCAGCUUGCACAAGGUGGAACUGCCGUAGGCACUGGACUGAACACAAAAAAAGGGUUUGAUGUAAAGAUUGCUGCAGCGGUAGCAGAAGACACAAACUUGCCAUUUGUUACAGCAGAAAACAAGUUUGAAGCACUGGCUGCACAUGAUGCUUUUGUUGAAUCCAGUGGUGCCCUGAACACUAUUGCUGCUUCGCUCAUGAAGAUCGCAAAUGACAUACGCUUCUUAGGGAGUGGUCCACGUUGCGGCCUUGGCGAGCUCAUUCUUCCUGAAAAUGAGCCAGGCAGCAGUAUUAUGCCUGGCAAGGUUAACCCCACUCAGUGUGAAGCUCUUACAAUGGUCUGUGCUCAGGUUAUGGGAAACCAUGUGGCCAUUACAGUAGGUGGAUCAAAUGGCCAUUUUGAGCUGAAUGUUUUCAAGCCUAUGAUUGCCAAUGGUCUUCUGCAUUCAGUGAGAUUGUUGGGAGAUGCAUCUGCUUCCUUUGAAAAGAACUGUGUGAGGGGGAUUCAAGCCAAUAAGGAAAGGAUUUCGAAGUUGCUGCACGAAUCACUAAUGCUCGUUACAUCUUUGAAUCCUAAAAUUGGUUAUGACAAUGCUGCCGCUGUUGCGAAGAAGGCCCACAAGGAAGGAACUACCUUGAAGGAUGCCGCAUUAAAUCUCGGAGUGCUGUCCAGCGAAGAAUUUGACCAGCACGUGGUGCCUGAGAAAAUGAUUGGUCCGACUAACUGAUUGCCUACGGAAGGAAUUCCAAGCUCCUGUAAGCCCUGAUUUCAGCAGCAUCAAUUGCUGAAACAAUAUUUUCUUCACCCACCGGAUUGGAAUUUAAGUGUCCAGUGUUAAUUUCAUUUUUUGGGAACACAAUUUCUUGAGGUUUCAUCAAUGACACUGUCAUUGAUCAUUGCGGUCGACGAGGGAGAACGCCCCUUCAUUUUUUUCUGUAAUUGUAAUGGAAAUGGAGAUUAGAAGAAAACAGAGAGUCAGAAUAAAAAUAAAUAUACAUCUCAGGCAGUAUGCUGAUCUUGAUAUUUAA